AUGGCGCCUCGCUCUCAACUUGAAAUUACUACUUCCUCGGUCAUUCGACUGGUUAAGGAAGAAGCAUCCUACUACCGUGAGCUCAAACAACAGGAAGAGCGGAUCAAGAAAAUCGAGUCUGGACAAGGCGAGGACGAGGAGAAUAAGGAGUUUCUCGUGAAACAAGAGCACCUGGCUAUGGAGGAGACCAAGAAGGUCCUUCCCACCCUCAAGAAGAAACUCGCAGAGACCGUGGCUGAAUUGGAUAGCCUGAUCGCGGAGGAGGGCAAGAAGGGCGCUGAGAGCAAUGUUGCCCACAUCACGGCAGCAAAGGAAGCCAUUGCCCAGGCAAAAACAGCCGAGCGAGAGAUUUCAUGA
Messenger RNA from Penicillium chermesinum, 357 nucleotides. RefSeq names its product putative tubulin-specific chaperone Rbl2. Gene Ontology annotation, cellular component: microtubule cytoskeleton; cytosol. Bases 1 to 357 code for a protein of 118 amino acids. NCBI's taxonomy places the organism in Eukaryota, Fungi, Ascomycota, Eurotiomycetes, Eurotiales, Aspergillaceae. The transcript is spliced from 3 exons. Gene Ontology annotation, molecular function: beta-tubulin binding. Gene Ontology annotation, biological process: post-chaperonin tubulin folding pathway; tubulin complex assembly. The record is from RefSeq and is a predicted model, not a curated record.